This is a messenger RNA of Apiotrichum porosum, 2709 nucleotides long. RefSeq lists its product as uncharacterized. The record is from RefSeq and is a predicted model, not a curated record. Lineage: Eukaryota; Fungi; Basidiomycota; Tremellomycetes; Trichosporonales; Trichosporonaceae. The transcript has 5 exons. The coding region runs from base 1 to 2709 and encodes 902 amino acids.
AUGGGAGUAUCUUCAAGUGAAUCUACCCAUCCUGUCCCUCCUCGCAGCAAGCCCUCGUCGUCCAGGCGUCUCUCAAGCAUGCGACAGCUAGGCACUGUCGCCCCCAAGACCGCCGCACGCAAGCGCAAGGAGCGUUCCCCCGAGCAAGAUGUGCGCAUCCGCCUCGACAGUCCUGAGGAUGGCCACUGGGAAGGCGGAACCUGGGUCAAGCACGAGGUGGCAAACGACUCAGAUGAAGAUGUUCGCAUGUCCGGCGAAGAAGACAAGGACGACAUGUUGCCACCACCACGCCCAAGUAGCGGAAGCAGCAAGCGGCGCCGUACCGCAGACAUCCCGCGAGCUCACACCCUCUCUCCCAAGUCGGCUAUGGCAUUCUACGAGGUCGGUUCAGAGCGCAUGGAGGAAGACCCGCCACCAGGUCCUCCACUUGUUCACCAGUGGAAAGAGGAAAGCGAGGAAGAGUACGAGUGGGAAGACCUCGUCCAGCAAUCUCAGCAGCACCGUACCUUAACAUCCCAGAACUCACAAGGGCAGCUCUCCAGCUCUAACAACAUGGACGUGGACGACUCCUCACAGCCUCCUCAGACGAAGGAUCCACCCAGGUUUCUGAUUGGCAACCGGCUAUUGGAGCCACCACUCUAUCCUGUGUCUGAUGACUCGGAUUCAAACUCCGAAUCUGAUUCUGGCAGCGAGGGUGAAGCGAGCGAACCUCUUAGGCUGAGCCGACAGAGCAGGUUCUUGAAGGAGAAGACAUACUCCAAGCGCUUGGGGUAUACUUAUCGUCAAGCAAUUACCGAAAGCGAACGGAUGAGGCGCUACAGCACCCCUCCUGAGCCCGAUACCCGCACUCCUGAAGUUUCGCCUCAAGCCUUUGACUACCUCGAUGUACUGAGCUCUCAGCGAGAGCAAGAUCAUCUACAUCUCGCCGCUUACGCGAAUGAUGUCGAGUGCGAGGAGCAAGGAAAACACAAUAGUCAACCCUCCAGCCAGUUCAAUAUGAUCCCUAUGACCGACGCAUUCGACGCCAGUCGCCAUCAUGUUCGUCAUGAACUGUCCUUUGGCUCUACGGUCCACGACGAGGGGGUCAAUGGUUUGCACCCCCCCGCCGUCUUUGAACAAGACCACCCUCCGCGUCUACGGUUUAGUCGGAUAACGAUGCAGUCCCCCAGUCGAGGCGCUCAAAACAGACCAAAGAGCAUGUCGUCUCCUCGUGGAUCAACCGAAAACAGCAUCAAGGGCAUUCCCCAUCGCUUUCUCAAGCCCCUUCGCAGGAUCUCGGUGGUGGAUCUUCGGGAACAUUACAGCUUUAUUGAACUCGACCGCACUUUGCUCAAAUACACUCGCCGUGCGGCUCUCGAGACUGCAUCACCUAGUAAGCAGCACCCUCGCACACGAGCUGCGGAGACACACAUUGUCCCUUUGAGCAAUACUCCUUCCCAAUCGGGUUUGGCCUACGCCACUCAAUUCUGGCCAUCCAAGCCCUCCCGCUGUCGCAUUUCUCCUCAAACACAUGGUGACGGCCAACCCUAUCCCCGUCUCAGGUUCACUGUUGACCCUGCUGGGUCGUUGCCCAGACCGCCACCCUUGCAACGUCAGUCCGUGACUCCAUCCCAUCUUCAACCCCGUCGACUCUCCCAGUCGCUCGACAAUGGCCCCAGGCUACCGUUGUCUCAAAUCACUGUCGGCACGCUGGUGGAGCCGCCGCCUUGCGCACAAGAGUUUCAACCAUCUGUGUUUACAAUCACACAGACGCAGAGAACGGAGAACAGUCGCCGUGUCACUCAGCGUUCCGCAAGGCUGUCAUCCCCAUAUUGGUCCGAAGCGAGCUCCAUGGACACAGAAUCUCUCCUCAACUUCUGGCAACAGGUCGAGGAAGACACCCCCAAUUGUUUCGCCGAUCUUGAAGAGGAGUUUGUCACCAACGGUCCUACCGAAGCUCUCGUUGCCCAGGAGAACGCACCGGAGGUGCAAUCGGGCCACAAUCCCGCCCAGGUGCCUCCCACUCAAAUCCCCCAGACCCAGGCCAAGAAGCGUCCCGCCCUGGCGGACAUUACCCCGACUGCCGCCGCUCCUAAUCGCUAUCUCUCGGGUGUCGAGAUCACCGAUCACCUGCUUAGCCUGGCUGACCGGAUGACCGCCGAGUGUGUUGCCAAGAGCACCGCCCGUAAUGAUGCCAGAGGUCGAAGGAUGGCAAAGGUGCGCCAGAGAUCAGCCCCCCGUCGCAUUAGUGCUACCGAGCCUGAGCGCCCGAGUCGCGUCUGGAGUGCCCCUUCGUCUGCCGCCACUGCGUUCGCAAAGCCGUUGGGGACCCAACCGGCGGUCAAGCCCUACACAUCGCCUACGAAUCGCUCCAACCCCCUUGGCGUUCACAAGGUUGCGCCCGGAACGAACGGUCCUGCUGCAUCUAAGGGGGCCACAGUGCGUCCAACCAAGGCCACACCUGUGCGCGUCCUUUCCCGGCCAGCAGCCACUCAACCGGCCAAUGCAUCUCUCAAGCGUGACAGUUCCUUCUCUGGCGGAGUCUUCACUCAAUUCAAGCAACCCACCCGCCUCAAUACCACACCCCCGCCACCGCCAUCUACAGCCCAAACCAUCUCUGCUCGCAUCCGGUCGUCGUUCCCGUCCUUCGCCCAAGCGCUGCCGAAGCCCACCCACGUUGCGCCACCCAGACUGGGUUGGGUUAGGGAGGACCGCCGCUCCCAAAUGUAG